AUCCCAAUUAAAAUUGGGACGGGUACACUUAUACCUAAAACCGUCCAUAAUUGCAAUGCUAGAUCCGAGCUGAUCACCUGAGAAGUGCCUCUCCGGGCUAUACUCUACCGUCGUCUCAAAUUUGCAGUAGUCUCAGUGAUUCAACCUUUUCUUAAAAUAGAACAAUUUAAAAAAAAUCAUAAACCUGGAUUGUCAAGAGUUUUCGUAAACGGGGGUUUGUCGAUUCAACCUUUUCUUAUAAUUCAUUGCAGGUUUAGUCAGAGCCGAUACACGAGGUUGUGCGGGAGAAAAUCCAUGGGGAAGGAGGUUUACAGAAACCUUGUGAAAGCAGUGAAGAAACACAUCGGAAAGGAAGAGCACAAAGCCCAUUUCACCGACUUUAUAAGAGAGGAGUUCAGGAAGAGCAUCAAUACCGAAGCUGCUGCUACUGCUGCUAAGAAGGGUCUCUCCAAGACUCAUCAAGAGGAUAGGUUAAAGCUUGCCAAAGAUUACACCUUCCUCCUCAAUAGUGUUCACCAUCAAAAGGACUUGCUCUUUUCUUAUAAUAUCGCAGUCGAUAGGUCUGAUGAGAUGAAAAAAGUUUUGAGAAAAUCUGCUGCCAGCGUGGGACUCCAACUUCCUGAAGCUUAUCAGCCAUGACAGAUAUGUUUUAGAUUCUGGAGAAGAAAUAUUGACUGACAUGCCUGUUAAUGGUGGAAGCAGCCACUCAAAAACUGGAUGCGGCAUUCAUCAUCUUUUGCAGAAUUUCAGAGGCCAUCUUCUUAAGUUAAGUCGAGAAAAAUCAUGUUGAUUUCCCCCGUUGUUAAGAUCACAUUUAGAUUCAUAUUUUGAUUCCGAUUAGAUAGAAAUGUUG
Messenger RNA from Cuscuta europaea, 853 nucleotides. Lineage: Eukaryota; Viridiplantae; Streptophyta; Magnoliopsida; Solanales; Convolvulaceae. The record is from the annotation of a GenBank genome assembly.